GCCCUGCCCGCCUUCCGACGGGGGUGCGGCUCCAGGAAACCGCUUGCUCCCUGCUCUGUGUCCAAAGCAGCCCGACGCGCCCGGUACGACCCCGAGGGUUUAGCGGGAUCCUCUGGCGGGUCUCAGCUACAGCAUCAGGGAUCACAGCCUCCGCAAGGUCAGAGACCCGGGCAACACCGGACGGAAGCGGCUGACUGGACCGACGGGGUAGACAGGGCGAGGAACGCAGAGAGAAACCCCCACCCCCUAGGCCAUGCGGACCCCGGCCAGACCAGCAGUCGCCGACUACUGGGAGCUGUGGGCCUGAGGAGGGGACAGCGGCUGGGGGCCAUGACCUCGGUGUGGAAGCGCCUACAGCGCGUGGGCAAGCGGGCCGCUAAGUUCCAGUUUGUAGCCUGUUAUCACGAGCUGGUGUUGGAGUGCACCAAGAAAUGGCAGCCGGACAAGCUGGUGGUGGUGUGGACCCGGCGGAACAGACGCAUCUGCUCCAAGGCCCACAGCUGGCAGCCCGGCAUCCAGAACCCAUACCGGGGCACCGUGGUGUGGAUGGUGCCUGAGAACGUGGACAUCUCCGUGACCCUGUACAGAGACCCCCACAUGGACCACUAUGAGGCCAAAGAGUGGACAUUUAUUAUUGAGAAUGAAUCCAAGGGGCAGCGGAAGGUGCUGGCCACAGCUGAGGUGGAUCUAGCCCGCCAUGCAGGACCUGUGCCAGCCCAGGUUCCUCUGCAGCUACGGCUGAAGCCCAAGUCAGUGAAGGUGGUGCAUGCUGAGCUGAGCCUCACCCUCUCAGGGGUGCUGCUUCGGGAGGGCCGAGCCACGGACGAUGACAUGCAGAGUCUGGCCAGCCUCAUGAGCGUGAAGCCGAGUGAUGUGGGAAACUUGGAGGACUUUGCUGAGAGUGACGAGGAUGAGGCCAAUGGCCCUAGGGCCCCUGAGGCCCAGGCUCAAGGCCCCCAGCCAGCCCCACCCCCAGAUCCCCCUCGGGAGUUGAAGACGCUUUGUGAGGACGAUGAGGACCAAGUAGGGCCCCAGCAGGCAGCUGCCAGCCCUACUAAAACUGAGGAUUCCAGCCCAACCCCUGUGAGUGCCCCUGUGCCCCCGGCCAGGGCCUCCCGGGGCCAGGGGUCAGAACCAGCUACUAUAGGUGGGGGCCAGGUGGGGUCUGAGGCCCCAAGGCCCCCAGGAACCCCACUGGAGGCAAGGUCCUCAAGGCAGCCAAGCCAGGACAUGCAGCCAAGCCCCACCCUGGCCCCUGGGCUCCAGAAAGGCUCUGAUGCUCCUCAGUCCUUGAUCCUUCAAGAGAGGGACAAGGUCCCCAAUGCCAAUGCCUCAGAGGCUCCCCCAGCAGGAGUGUGUUCUUUGGGGGAAUCUCAGUCCUGGAUAAGCCCUCAGGAAGGGACAGAAACCCAGGGAGCCAGGCCGGGCUCAGGUAUUGAGGAUGUACACUCCAAAGACACCUUGGGAAGGCAGAGAUCCAAAGCUGAAGAGGGGACUACUGGAGACAAGCAGAAAGCUGGUGAGAUAGACAGUGAGCAAGAGGCAGGAGUCAAAGAGAUGAUCACUGACAGGUCAGGGCUCACAGCUGGAGAGACUAAAGAGAGUCCAGAACUUAGUGAUGACGAAGCUGAGCAGAGACACGUGGUUAUUACAGGACCAGGGACUGCAGGGCUUAUGCCUGAGGCAAGAUUCAGGGUGACUCCUGAGGCACCUCCAAGGGGCUCUCAGGGGAAGAUGGGGGUCAGGGUGCAGGAAGAGGCCCCCACAGGCCUGAGCUCAUCUCCAGCAGAGCCUGCAGGGUACUCUGGGUAUCUCAGUGAUCACAGUGGGGCCAGAGAUGCUGCAGGUCAGGACAGGAAACAUGCAGAGAUGAGAGACAGAGUCCCUGGUGUUGGGAGGACAGACCUGGAGCAGGGCACUUCUGCUGGAUCAGCAAGCACCAGGCCCCAGGUGAGCAGGUUUCAGGGGGCCCCAUCAUCAGCUGACCAGGGGGCAAGACCUAGGGAUUGGAAGAUCUGGGAGGCAGAAGAGUCAAGGGUCCUGGAAACACAGAAUGAACAAGCAGAGUGGGAGGUAUUGGGUACCCAGAGGACCGAAGUGGGGGAAUCAGGGUUCUCUGAGAUAGAGACUGGGCCAGCAGACACUGAGAUAUUGGGGGCCCAGGAGACCAAGACAAGAGAGUCAGAGGCUGCUAGGCCAGCAGAGUUGGACAUACCAGGGGCCCAGGAGACAGGGGUUCCAGGAAUGCUGGGAAAAGAGGCUGGGAUAGCAGAUUCUGAAGUAUUAGGGAUCCAGAAAAUAGAGGCUGAGGGUUCAGCAGUUCUGAGGACAAAGACUAAAGUAGUAGGGACUGAGACAUUGGGGGCCAAGAAGGUAGAGGUGGGAGAUCCUGGCAUGUCAGAGACAGAGGGUGGGGAGGCAGAGGCUGAAGUACUGGGGACCCAGGAUAUAGCAGCUGAGGGGUCAGAGAUUCCAGGCAUAGAAGCUGAAGUAGCAGAGCCUGAGAUGUUGGGGGCCCAGGAGACAGAGGUGGGGGUUCCAGGGAUGCCAGGGACAGAGGUGGGAAUGGCAGAGUCUGAGGUAUUGGAAAUCCAGCAAGUAGAGGCUGGGGAUUCAGAAGUUCUGGGAACAAAGACUAGGAUAUUAGAGUCUGAGUUAUUGGGAGCCCAGAGGGUAUCUGAGGGUUCCACAGUACUGAAGGUAGAAGCUGAGCUAGUGGGGGCCCAGAAGAUAGAGGAGGGAGGUUCUGGGGUGCCAGAGAUAGAGGGUGGGGAGGCAGAGGCUGAAAUAGUGGGGACCCAGGAUAUAGCAGCUGAGGGGUCAGGGGUUCCAGGGAUAGAAACUCUGAUAGGAGAGUCUGAGAUACUGGGGACUCACAAGACAGAGGUUAGGGUUUGGGGGUUCCCAGGGAUAGAGAUCAAAACAACAGAAGCUGAGGAGUUCGGGACCCUGGAGACAGAGGUAAGAACUUCAGAGGUUUCAGUAAUGGAAACUGAGAUAGCAGAAACUGAGAUAUCAGGGACUCAGGAUACAGUAGGGGGUUUAGGGGUCCCAGGAAUAGAAGCUGAGAAAGCAGAAUUGGAGAGAUCAGAGGCCCAAGAGACAGAGAUAAGAGGUUCAGGGGUUCUAAGGAUAGAGACCAGGACAGCACAAACUGAGACACAGAGGACCCAGGAGAUAGCAGCUAGGACUUCAGGAGUCUCAGGGCCAGAGGUUGAGGUAGUUCACACCCAACAGACAGAAACUACAAUUUCAGAGUCUGAGGAAGCAAUAGUUGAGAGUCUGGAGGUCCAGGAAGCAGAGACUAGAGUUGAGGGGGCUCUCAAAUAUGAGGCUUUAAAGGUCCCAGUCACUGAGCAAAGAGUUUUAAGAUCCCAGGAAGUAAAGGCAGAGGUUUCUGGAGUACAUGGAGAAGAGACUAAAGUUUUGAGGGUCCAGGAAGAAGCCAGGAUUUUGGGAGUGUCAGAGGCCAAAUCUGAGGUCUGGGGAACCCAGAAAGAAGAAAUGGCAGUUUUAGGUCCCACAGAGAAUAAAUCUGGUAUUUUUGAGGGCCAGGAAGCAGAGGCUGGGGUCUUGGGAACCAAGAAGGGGAAAGAAGCCGAGGGAGGCAUCCCAGAGGCCGGCCCGGCAGAGGCACAGGUGGCCAGUGGGGCAGGGGCUGGGGUGCCCAGGCCCUCAGGGGCCUCUUUCCCAGAGGAGCCUGAAGAGGACAGGAGGCUGCUGGGCAGCCAGGCACCACCCGCCCUGGUCAACUCCAGCCAGUCUCUACUGGAGUGGUGCCAGGAGGUUACCACUGGGUAUCGUGGUGUCCGAAUCACCAAUUUCACUACAUCCUGGCGCAACGGCCUGGCCUUCUGUGCCAUUCUGCACCGAUUCUAUCCCGAAAAGAUUGACUAUGCCUCCCUUGACCCGCUCAACAUCAAGCAGAACAACAAGCAGGCCUUCGAUGGUUUUGCAGCCCUGGGGGUGUCGCGGCUGCUGGAGCCUGCGGACAUGGUGCUGUUGUCGGUCCCCGACAAGCUCAUCGUCAUGACAUACCUGUGUCAGAUCCGUGCUUUCUGCACCGGGCAGGAGCUGCAGCUUGUGCAGCUGGAAGGCGGUGGUGGCACCGGCACAUACCGUGUGGGCAGUGCCAUGCCAAGCCUGCCCGACGAGCUGGACGCUGGCCACUUGGCACAGCGGCUGCGCGAGCACGGCGCCGAGGUGCCCAAGGAGGCCAAGGAAGCAGCGAGCCUUGUGGACCCUAUCUCAGCUUCCAGGGGAGCCGACGCUGGCUACGCUUCCAAGGAUGGCGAGGCCAGGACAGCAGGGAAAACAAGUCCCCCACAGUUCCCGGAUGACGUCCCUACAGCCCCAACACUUACAGCCCCAGUUCCCCCAGCGGAGGGGCUGAUGAACGGGGCAGGAGCGACAGCAGGCGGGGGCGGUGUGAGACUGCGACGGCCCUCUGUCAACGGGGAGGCUGGCCCGGUGCCACCACCUCGUGCGCAUGGCUCCUUCUCCCACGUGCGCGACGCCGACCUGUUGAAGAAAAGGCGCUCCAGGCUGCGCAACAGCAGCUCCUUCUCAGUGGACGAGCCGGAGGCGGGAGCUGCGGGAGCUGUGGCCAUGGAAGGCCUGAGCCCUGACCUCAGCCCUGCCCCUGGCCCACCCACAGCCACAGCCCCACAGCAGCCUCCCGGUGGGAAUCCCCCAUUGGAAGAGCUACCCCCAAGUCCAGGGGAGGAGGCUGGAUUGCAACGGUUCCAGGACACAAGUCAAUACGUGUGCGCAGAGCUGCAGGCCCUGGAACAGGAGCAGAGGCAGAUAGAUGGGCGGGCGGCUGAGGUGGAGACGCAGCUAAGGAGCCUCAUGGAGUCAGGUGCUAACCGGCUGCAGGAGGAGAUUCUGAUCCAGGAAUGGUUCACACUGGUCAACAAGAAGAACGCUCUCAUUCGGAGGCAGGACCAGCUGCAGCUGCUCAUCGAGGAGCAGGAUUUGGAGCGCAGGUUCGAGCUGCUGAGCCGGGAGCUUCGUGCCAUGCUGGCCAUCGAAGACUGGCAGAAAACAGCCACGCAGCAGCACCGAGAACAGCUACUGCUAGAGGAGCUGGUGUCACUGGUGAACCAGCGUGAUGAGCUGGUCCGGGACCUGGACCAAAAGGAGCGGAUCGCCCUGGAAGAGGAUGAGCGCCUGGCACGUGGCCUGGAGCAGCGCCGCCGCAAGCUGAGCCGACAGCUGAGCCGGCGGGAACGCUGUGUGCUGAGCUGAGCUGAGCCUGCCUCACCUUCACCUGUUCUCCAGGCCCAGCCCACAGUAUUGCCUGUUCCUGGUGCCCGCUCGCUGCCCUUUGGCCUGUGCUACAGAGGACCUGGCCUCAGAGAUGCCCUCACUAGGCUGCCCGUAUUUAUUUGUCUCUCUCUGUGUGUGUGUGUGUGUGUGUGUGUUUGUUUGUGAUGGGAUGAGCAGGACCCUUCCCCAGUGGUGGGGGCCCGGCUGGCUGCCUGGGGAGAGGGACUUUAUGGGGAAAGGCACCUCUGCUCUCCUUCCCUUCCUGUUCCUGGCCAGCAAUAAAGUUGAACAAGGA
Fukomys damarensis (Damara mole-rat) is the source of this 5566-nucleotide messenger RNA. RefSeq names its product EH domain binding protein 1 like 1 (gene Ehbp1l1). Gene Ontology annotation, molecular function: protein binding. The transcript has 19 exons. NCBI's taxonomy places the organism in Eukaryota, Metazoa, Chordata, Mammalia, Rodentia, Bathyergidae. Bases 331 to 5250 code for a protein of 1639 amino acids. The record is from RefSeq and is a predicted model, not a curated record.